This is a messenger RNA of Uranotaenia lowii, 1521 nucleotides long. Its product is annotated as gametocyte-specific factor 1 homolog. The coding region runs from base 299 to 844 and encodes 181 amino acids. The record is from RefSeq and is a predicted model, not a curated record. Lineage: Eukaryota; Metazoa; Arthropoda; Insecta; Diptera; Culicidae. The transcript has 5 exons.
AGGCAACGCCUGAAAAAUCAGGCACAUUGGCAUCUCUGGUCAUAAUCAUUUUUCAUUUAUCGUUAUCGACUGGUUCGAAAAAGUGCGCUCUUGUGGUGAUCGAGAAUUAAAUUAUUAGAAGUGGAAAGAAAAUUUCGUCGACUUAAGAAGCUUUCGUGUUGUUCAGUAAAAUCGAACUCGCAUAGAUACACUAACUCCACCAGAAUUUGCUGUCGUGAGAGUGGAUUUAAGCAAAGCUGACUUUCUGUUGCCAUUAAAGAAAAAGUAUUCAUCAAGCGCUGAAAAUUUUAGUGGUUGAAUGAAAAUGAGUCGUCAACUAUUAAGCGCCGACUGUUAUGAUCUGAGUCUACAGGGUUAUGAAGAUCUGGUGGAAUGUCCGUAUAACAAAGCACAUCAAAUAAUGAAAUUUCGUAUGCAAACGCAUUUGUACAAAUGCCGUAAAAACCACAAGCAUCUGAAAUACGUGCGCUGUCCAUUCAACGAAACUCACGACAUACCGGAGCUCGAAUUAAAGAUUCAUACUGAAAUAUGCCCGGACCGAGAGAGUUUUGACCGCUAUAAAUAUUGUAUUUCAACAACGGCCUCGUCGAUUGCCCCGGAGGUGGCCUGCGCUGCUGAAGCUUUGACCAAUUCUGGCUAUGAUCCACAGGAAGAUGAUGAAGAAUCUUGGGAAACGUGUCCGAAAGUACGUGCAUACAACCCAUCAGCGUAUGCAUCUAAACAUAAUGUUAUCAGGAAAUGCACCGGAAUGGCCCCUUCGGAGAAAAAGGCUUUCAAACAAGCCGAGCGUCAACGUUUGAAAGAAAUGGGAUGUGCCUACGAGCCGUUGCCGAGCAAUGAGUAAACCCAAAACUUAAAUGUUAUUAGUAAAAUUUUAUUUGAAGGAUCAGCAAAAUUCUUUAGAAAAACGACAUUUGAUUUAGGGCCGUAUGCCAUUUGAGGUAUUUGUCAGGAGUUUUCAAAUUUAAGAUUUUUUAAAUAGUUGAAUUAUUUGACCAGAAGUCAUGAAAAAUGUUUUUGUUCAGGGUUUUUUUUUUCUUAAAUUGAUGUUAGCUUUUUUUCUUUAGAUUACUGCUGUAGGCAACAGAUUUUCAAACUGAAUUUAAAAGGAACACGUGUAGCAGGUCCACAAAAUGAACAAGUAUGUUAUGUUAACAUAUUAAAAAAAAAAGGUUUCUCGGUGUAAAAGAAAAUGUAGAUAUUCGGUGAAACAUCCUAAGAAAAUUCAGUUAUCACAUGCGUUCAUUUUCCCAGAACAACUAGCCGAACAACCAUCAUCACAGAAUACAAUAAUUAACAUUAAAUUAUAACGUCCAAACUUAGUUUCAACAUUUUCGAUAAAACGAUUCUGGUCUAUGCGCAUGAAAACAGUUGUGACAAUUAUCUAAAUCUCGUUUUUAUUAGGUUUUGUCCUUUAAGAACGUUGGUUCAUUGAACGGAAACAUCCAGAGCAAACGAGAAAAUUCAAGAAGAGAGCAUUGAGACCUUUAAGGUAUUACUAAGGAAAAUAAAUAUUGUUGG